AUGCCCCUCCAGAUAUUCUGCACCAUCUCCUUCUCCCGCGAGGACGGGCAGGGAGCCACGGCGGCCGCCGGCAGCGGCGAGGACGGAGCGGACGAGUUCCUCUACGGUCAGGAGGAGGACGAAGAGGAGGAGGAGGAGGAGGAGGAGGCGACAGCCACGGCCACCGACUUGGUGGCCUUCGCCGGCAGCUGCACCUUGCACGGGCUGAGCCACAUCUUCGUGGAGGGCGGCCUGGGCGCCCGGCAGGCGCUGUGGGCGCUGGCCUUCCUCCUCUCCCUCUCCGUCUUCCUCUACCAGGUGGCCGACCGCAUCGCCUACUACCUGGAGUACCACCACGUCACGCUGCUGCGGGAGGAGGACAGCCCCGCCAUGACCUUCCCCGCCGUCACCUUCUGCAACGUCAACCGCGCGCGCCUCUCGCAGCUCAGCCCCGAUGACCUGCUCUACCUGGCGCCCCUGGUCGCCUACGAGCCGGGCUUGGAGCCGGGCUUCGCCCCGGCGCGGCCCGGCCCCGGCCCCGAGGACGAGCCCCUCAAUCUGUACGGUUUCUUUAACCGCACUUGCCACCGCCUGGAGGACAUGCUGCUCAGCUGCAGCUACCGGGGCGAGCGCUGCGGCCCCGGCGACUUCGCGGCGGUCUUCACGCGCUACGGCAAGUGCUACACCUUCAACUCGGGCCAGGACGGCAAGCCGCGGCUCAUCACCAUGAAGGGCGGCACCGGCAACGGGCUGGAGAUCAUGCUCGACAUCCAGCAGGACGAGUACCUGCCCGUGUGGGGCGAGACGGACGAGACCUCGUUCGAGGCCGGGAUCAAGGUGCAGAUCCACAGCCAGGACGAGCCGCCGCUGAUCGACCAGCUGGGCUUCGGCGUGGCGCCCGGCUUCCAGACCUUCGUGUCCUGCCAGGAGCAGCGGCUCAUCUACCUGCCGCCCCCCUGGGGCGACUGCAAGGCGGCGGCGGGCGACUCCGAGUUUUACGACACCUACAGCAUCACGGCCUGCCGCAUCGACUGCGAGACCCGCUACCUGGUGGAGAACUGCAACUGCCGCAUGGUGCACAUGCCAGGCGAUGCCCCGUACUGCACCCCGGAGCAGUACAAGGAGUGCGCGGACCCGGCCCUAGAUUUCCUGGUGGAGAAGGACAACGAGUACUGCAUCUGCGAGAUGCCCUGCAACGUCACCCGCUACGGCAAAGAGCUCUCCAUGGUGAAAAUCCCGAGCAAGGCCUCCGCCAAGUACCUGGCCAAGAAGUACAACAAGUCGGAGCAGUACAUCGGGGAGAACAUCCUGGUGCUGGAUAUCUUCUUCGAGGCCCUGAACUACGAGACGAUCGAGCAGAAGAAGGCCUACGAGGUGGCCGGCCUGCUGGGUGACAUCGGAGGGCAGAUGGGGCUGUUCAUCGGCGCCAGCAUCCUCACGAUACUGGAGCUGUUCGACUACGCCUACGAGGUCAUCAAGCACCGGCUCUGCCGCCGGGGAAAGUGCCGCAAGAACCACAAGAGGAGCAACACGGACAAGGGCGUCGCGCUGAGCAUGGACGACGUGAAACGCCACAAUCCCUGCGAGAGCAUCCGGGGCCACCCGGCGGGGAUGACGUACGCGGCCAACAUCCUACCUCACCACCCGGCCCGGGGCACCUUCGAGGACUUCACCUGCUAA
Molecule: messenger RNA, 1659 nt
Organism: Rhea pennata
Lineage: Eukaryota; Metazoa; Chordata; Aves; Rheiformes; Rheidae
Gene: ASIC1
Product: acid sensing ion channel subunit 1
Exons: 10
Coding region: 1-1659 (552 amino acids)
Biological process (GO): sodium ion transmembrane transport
Cellular component (GO): plasma membrane
Molecular function (GO): ligand-gated sodium channel activity
Source: RefSeq, a predicted model, not a curated record